Molecule: messenger RNA, 5128 nt
Organism: Manis javanica (Malayan pangolin)
Lineage: Eukaryota; Metazoa; Chordata; Mammalia; Pholidota; Manidae
Source: RefSeq, a predicted model, not a curated record
CGCGCGGCACUCCCAACAUGGCGGCGGCCAGCGCGGGGGCGGCGCGCAGCCCGGGACCCUCGGCGAGGACGGAAGCCCGAGCCCGGCGCCCGGCGCCCGGGCGACCCGCGCGGCUGCCCCCGCUGCUGGUGCUGCUGGCGGCGGCAGCGGCGGCGGGGUCGGGCGCGAGCGGCGCGGCGCGCCUGUACCGCGCGGGCGAGGAUGCCGUGUGGGUGCUGGACAGCGGCAGCGUGCGCGGGGCCACGGCCAACAGCUCGUCCGCGUGGCUCGUGCAAUUCUACUCGUCGUGGUGCGGCCACUGCAUCGGCUACGCGCCCACCUGGCGGGCCCUGGCGGGGGAUGUGCGAGACUGGGCUGCUGCCAUUCGCGUCGCCGUCCUGGACUGCGCGGAAGAAAGGAACCAUGAGGUGUGCCGCGCCUACGACGUCCACUUCUACCCCACCUUCCGGUACUUUAAAGCAUUUACAAAGGACUUUACAAGUGGAGAAAAUUUUAAAGGGCCCGAUAGAGAGCUGCAGACAGUGAGGCAGACGAUGAUUGACUUCCUGCAGAACCACACCGACAGCGACAGGCCUCCCGCGUGCCCUCCUUUGGGCCCCGCCUGGCCCGGGGACCUCCUGUCCCUCUUUGACAACCGUGCUGGCUGUUACGUGGCGAUCCUGGUUGAAAGCAAUGGCUCCUACAUCGGGCGUGAGGUGAUUUUGGACCUGAUUCCAUAUGAGAGCAUCGUGGUGAAGAGAGUGCUGGACACGGAUAAGGCCUUUCUGGACAGACUCGGUGUUUCUUCUGUUCCUUCCUGUUACUUGAUUCACCCAAAUGGGUCACAUGGAUUAAUUAACGUUGGGAAGCCUCUCCGGUCAUUUUUCUCCUCUUAUCUGAAGUCACUGCCGGAUGUGAGGAAAAAGUCACUUUCGUUGCCUGGGAAGCCGAAUGCAGAGGAACAUCCUGAAGUUGUGGUUUGGAGAGAAUUUGACAGGUCGAAACUGUACACGGCAGACCUCGAGUCAGGGCUGCACUACCUCCUGAGGGUGGAGCUGGCCGCCCACCAGUCCCUGGCCGGGGCCGCACUGAAGACACUCAAGGACUUUGUGACUGUCCUCGCCAAGCUGUUCCCCGGGAGGCCGCCCGUCAGGAGGCUGUUGGAAACGCUGCAGGAGUGGCUGGCCAGCCUUCCCCUGGACAGGAUCCCCUACAAUGCCGUCCUCGACCUGGUCAACAACAAGAUGCGGAUUUCUGGAAUAUUCCUUAUGAAUCACAUAACAUGGGUUGGAUGUCAAGGAAGCCAACCAGAACUGCGGGGCUACACGUGUUCUCUCUGGAAACUGUUCCACACUUUAACCGUUCAAGCCGGGACCCACCCAGAAGCGCUGAAUGGCACAGGCCUUGAAGACGACCCCCAGGCAGUGCUGCAGGCCAUCAGGAGGUACAUCCGCACCUUCUUUGGGUGUAAGGAGUGUGGUGACCAUUUCGAGGAAAUGGCUGAAGAAUCCAUGGACUCCGUGAAAACCCCAGACCAAGCGAUUCUCUGGCUUUGGAGGAAACAUAAUGUGGUGAACAGCCGCCUGGCAGGCCAUUUGGGUGAGGACCCCAAGUCUCCAAAGGUGCCGUGGCCCACUCCCGACCUCUGCCCAGCCUGCCAUGAGGACGUUAAGGGCCUGGACAGCUGGAACGAGGGCCAGGUGCUCCUGUUCCUGAAGCGGCACUACAGCAGCGACAACCUCGUGGACACAUACUCUGCGGCCCUGGGCGAGGCCAGCCAAGGUGCGACGCAGGGGAGGGGCCGCACUUCCCCGGAGAGGCCUCGCAGAGACCAAGGUGCCGGGAGUCUCCGUCUGGCCAGCGUGCGGCCGCCCAGGCCCGGCCCCUCAGUGAAGCUCGAGAGUCUUAGCGGGGCUGCUGUGCCCUUCCUGGGCGUGGGCUUCUCCAGCCUGGACAUGAGCCUCUGUGUCGUGCUUUACGUGGCCUCAUCCCUGUUCCUGAUGGCGAUGUACUUUUUCUUCCGGGUGCGAUCCAAACGAUGGAAAGCCAGACACUACCCGGCCGUGCGAGUAGCCGGUGUGACCCCAGAUGAAGGUGCCGUGUGCCAUCCUGUGCAGCAGUACUGGCUCUCCAGGGACAUAACCGGUUUCUGUGGACCGUUGGUGGUCAGGGACAGCUGGGGGCCACGGGAAGCGUGUCUCAUGUACACGUGUGGACACUGUUGCUUCCUGGCCCUGUGCUCUGUUCUGGUGACUUGUCCCACACGCACGGUGUUCGUGUCCUCUGCAGGCCUUGAAGACGACCCCCAGGCAGUGCUGCAGGCCAUCAGGAGGUACAUCCGCACCUUCUUUGGGUGUAAGGAGUGUGGUGACCAUUUCGAGGAAAUGGCUGAAGAAUCCAUGGACUCCGUGAAAACCCCAGACCAAGCGAUUCUCUGGCUUUGGAGGAAACAUAAUGUGGUGAACAGCCGCCUGGCAGGCCAUUUGGGUGAGGACCCCAAGUCUCCAAAGGUGCCGUGGCCCACUCCCGACCUCUGCCCAGCCUGCCAUGAGGACGUUAAGGGCCUGGACAGCUGGAACGAGGGCCAGGUGCUCCUGUUCCUGAAGCGGCACUACAGCAGCGACAACCUCGUGGACACAUACUCUGCGGCCCUGGGCGAGGCCAGCCAAGGUGCGACGCAGGGGAGGGGCCGCACUUCCCCGGAGAGGCCUCGCAGAGACCAAGGUGCCGGGAGUCUCCGUCUGGCCAGCGUGCGGCCGCCCAGGCCCGGCCCCUCAGUGAAGCUCGAGAGUCUUAGCGGGGCUGCUGUGCCCUUCCUGGGCGUGGGCUUCUCCAGCCUGGACAUGAGCCUCUGUGUCGUGCUUUACGUGGCCUCAUCCCUGUUCCUGAUGGCGAUGUACUUUUUCUUCCGGGUGCGAUCCAAACGAUGGAAAGCCAGACACUACCCGGCCGUGUAGGACUGAGCGAGACCUCAGUGCGCCUUUGGAAAUGAGCCCUACCGUGCCACCUGCAGCUUUAAUAUUUAAGAUCAGGGGUUUUACAAACAAGUUGGGUGUGGCUCCACAUUGUGUGGCGCUUCUGGCCCCUGGGUUUUGUUUCAGAGACGGGCUGGCCUCUGUCUGGGACUGUCCACAUGCCUGGAAACCCCAGAUGCCUUUACAGACCCUAUAGCAAAAGGACUUCUGUAUGUUUACUCUCCUAGGCCGAAAACCCGGAGUGGGAAUCCAGGCCAGAGGCACAGAAUUUGUACUGCCCACCCCACUCUCAUCUCACAUUUACUAGAUGGCCCAUCCUGUUCUGCAAGGCUUGGCUUGGGAUUCGGAGAACAAUCGAGCCCUUCCCCCAAGAGGGUGCUUCAGGGCCAUCGUGCAGCCAGGCCGGAGCAGAGCCAGAGCAGGUACCCUCCGGAUGCACCCCCUUCCUGACUGCUCCCUGAAGCCACUUGUGUUCUCAGGGACGCAUUGGUGCUUGGUUGUUUCUGCCCAAGUCCCAGAACAUCCCCUCAGGCAGGCCCUGCCGCAGCUCCGCACCAGGAAGGGGCCUCUGGGCUCCUGCGCGCUGUGCUCCUGUGGAGCUUUACUCCGACUGGGCCUGGGCAGGGGGCAGGGGAGCCCACAAGUGUGUGGCUUUGCUGCAUUUCAAGGAACAGCCACAGAGGCCUCAUGGAGAGACCCGGGGUUAGAAGGGGCAGUAUGGUGGCCUGGUUUAUGCUGAGGUAGCGCCUUCAUUUGUUAAUCUGGUGACAAGAGCACUGUCCCAACCUGCCUGUCCUCACCAAGCACUCUGGGCAUCCCUGCCGGGGGGCUGAGAAAACCAAGGGGUGAUCUGCUUUUCCAGGGACGGGGUUCCCAGGGGGUCUCUAAAGGAGCCCUUAGUCUACUGGGUGGCUCACCAUCUGGCAUCUGCAGGCACCGCUUUUUAACUAACAAAGGUUCAUAACCAGGGCUUCGGUGGACACCCACGGUCUCUGUGCAGAUUUAAGGCCAAACUUCAUUUGCCUGAAGCUGUUUUACAAAGGAUCCUGGCACAGGGCCCGUUCUUCCAGGCUUUGGUCAUUAAUUUUGUACCAUUAAAUGAUUUUAACACAUUAUUUGUAAAACCCAAAACAUUUAGAGGUAAAUUGGCCUCUGAAGGUGUACAUAAACACGCACAUGCACACGCACACACGCUCUGCCUGGGCAUGCGCCCACUGAUACCCUCUAUGGCUGCCGGUUUCUGUCACGAGCUCAGCUGCAGCCAUACGCCGGCAAGUGUGUGCGUCACCAGGAGGCUGUAAACAGCUUUUCUGCUUUGCCUGGUUUAUACCUGUCUGCUUGGGGUCUAUUUGUAAGACUGCUGCAACAUCAAUGUCACUGUUGUGGUCUGGGGAAACCAGACAGCCGAGUCCUGCAGCACUGGGGUCAGAGGGGAGCAGGCGGGCACCAGUCAGAAGCCACUGGUCACCAGAGGUGUCUUCGUGCUGAUGCUCUUUUACCCAUCGAAGGCUCUGUGUUGUAAGACCCGUGAUCUUGUCUGCACAGCUAGUUGUAUGUCCGGGUUAUUGAAGACCUCAUACUGUUUCUUCUCAACUUGAAACUGGACAGCUUUACACACAGAAUUCCAAGGGAAAUAUGUAGAACCAUUCAUUACACUGCCUUUUGGUUCAUGUCGACUGUCUUUCUCCUGAAGCGAGUAGCCGGUGUGACCCCAGAUGAAGGUGCCGUGUGCCAUCCUGUGCAGCAGUACUGGCUCUCCAAGGACAUAACCGUUGGCGCUGGAGGUUACCACUGCUUGACAGACAAGCUUACGGCUUCCUGAUGUGCAGGGUUUCUGUGGACCGUUGGUGGUCAGGGACAGCUGGGGGCCACGGGAAGCGUGUCUCAUGUACACGUGUGGACACUGUUGCUCACCUCAUGUGGCCUGCUUAGAACUGGACACUACCUUUAGGCGGGUUUCAGGUCUGUUUUCUAAAGUUGUAAGUAUUGAGACUAAUGAAUAUAAUAGUUUGGUAAUUUAAAUGUGUAUUUAUUUUUAAUGGAAGGAUUUUGAUUAAAAAGAAGCUAAUUGAUAUAGAAAUGUCAGUGACAUUUCUCCCUACAAGGAAGGUGAACAUUUUGUAUUUAAACUAUAAUGUGCACAUUUUAAAAAUAAAGAAAUCUGAUAUUUGAAA